AGUUAGAACGGGAGAGUAAGAUAAAGUAGAGUCGACGCAAGAGUUUUUUUUUCCCUCAACUUUUGCCGAAUAGCCGUCGGCGUUAGCGUAGUAUAUUUUCUCUCUUUCUUUUUGAAACAAUCCAGAUUGCAUCCGUCUCCCAGUUCCGUACUUCCUUGCUUCUGUAUUGAGUUCGUAAAGAGCUAGCAGCCACUUUACCGCUUACUUGUGUGAGCGAGUGUAUGUGCUGGUGUCUGUUGUUGAAGAAGACCCCGCCAACUGUUUUAGCGUCAGACCGCCUGAAGCGUCUGCUUAAUAGAGUGAACCGCAGUCACGCUGUCUCCAUUGUACACUCCAUAUACAAUAAAAGCAAAGGAAACCGUCAAGCAACCGCGCAGAGACAUUCAUUCUGCCAUAUCACAAACACGCAAAGACACAGUGCACGCUUUUUUUUCUUCUUUGUUUCUCAGAGUACUUACAACUUGCUUUCCAAUUCUGUUGCUUCAAAGAUAUUCUUUUCUUUCCAAUCUUUCUCUUUCGCUAGAUUUUCCACUUGUUCUGUGCGUGCGUCUCUGCGCGACGUGUGGUGUUGACAAGCUGGACUACACCGAUACAGAGAAGUUAUAGCAUCGUCUGCAGUCAGCCGUCACCUGUACCCCGACGGCGUGAAGGGGGAGAGCCUUUUUUGUUGAAAACAGUUCUCUCUCUCUCUGUUGACAAAUCGAACACAUCGUGUCUUUUCUUUUUUCUUUUUGGUGUAACGCUGUUUGUCCCUUUACCAGCCUUUUUUUUUUGCAACGAAGACGAUUCUUUUUUAAGCAGCAACACUUCCAACCAUGAGCUCGCCCAAUCACAGUCGGGGGCAGCUAGGCAACAGCAACGGCAAUAGAACCAAUGGACACGUGUUAACACCCAGCAUCGGAGCCGCGUCGCCGAACCGCGCUGAGACGGCAGCAGAGACAGCAACAGCUGCAGACGACGGCGUAGUCCCGCUGAACGGCACCAUCCAAGGCGUGUACCCCCGCCCCGCCCUCCCCCCGCCGCUCCCACCCGUGCAGCGUGGCUCCGCGAUCGCAGGCGCCGACUCCGCCAGCACACCACCACCGCAGAGCGUCAGCCGCCACAACGACGCCUCGGCGCUGCAGCCGAACACGUACACGAGUCGUGCGUCGUCCUCCCACAGCCGACCUGCGAUGCCCCGCAGCAACACCCCCGACGGGGCCGGAGUGAACUCCACGAUGAACUCCGCCGCACGCCGGCCGUUGACCACGCACCACCAGAACCAGGGUGGUGUGGGCGACAGCACCACUCUCCGACAGUCUUCGCAACCCACCAGUACUUCCCAACAGCAGCAACAACCGCGAAGCCGCGCAGCAUCCGCCAAGGGCAGCCGUGCGGCGUCACGUAAGGCGGCCCCCUCGCGCGAUCGCAGCGACAGCGGCAAUGAUGGCGUCUCAAGCGGGGACAGCAAGCGUGGCGGCGACCACGUGGAGGAGCUUCUUGAACUCCCACUCACCCACACCCAGCCGAUUGAGAAGUUCUUCGUCGAGUACAACCCUGCCGAUGCCGACCGCGCUGAUGACGGGCAGCCGCGCAACGACAACGAGGUGCUGCUGGAGCAGUUCGCCGAGUACACGGACGAUGACUCGUUCUUUUCCUCUAGUGACACGGUGAUUGAGUGCGAUCCGCAGCGUCUGCGCAACGAUCCACUGCGGCAGCGGGCAGUGGUGUCGGUGCACAACACCUUGCAGCUGCGCGCGCUGACCAACGGCCGCGUGCCGGAGGACACCGCGUGGGAUGACGAGACGCGCACCUCGUGGCUCUACCAAAUCCACAAGCGCGACAUUGCCCUGCAGUACAGCUCCUUUUUCAUCUUCCCCGCCCGCUGGACCCCACGCGUGGUGGUGUACAACGUCAUGCACCACUGGCUGAUGGAGAUGUUUAUCCUCCUCAUCAUUCUCGGCUACGCCAUUUUUCAGGCGACAUGGGGACGAUACACCGCGCCGCGGAGCCAGAUGAGCAGGCCGGACCACAUGCUGUGGGCCGAUGUCUUCUACACAUGCCUGCUCGGGUUCGAGAUGAUUGCACGGCUCUUUGCGAGCGGCUUCAUUGCACACAAGCGCGCCUUUUUCCGCUCGCCGUGGCACUGGCUUGACACGGCGUGCCUUGUGAUGAUGAUCCUAGAGUGCACGUGGUGGCAGUACACGUGGAACUUCACGGCAUGGCGGCUGAUCCGCACCAUCAAGUGCUUCUCCUACGUGCCUGUUCCCGUGCGCAUGAAGCUGUUGUCCAAGUCUCUCCUCCGUUCCACGAACCGGCUGAUCCAGGUGACCAUCGUACUCGUGUACUUCAUCUUCUUCUUUGGUCUCCUCGGGCUACAGCUGUUCGUCGGGACGCUGCACAACCGCUGCGUCAACACGCUCACGGCGGCGGUGACGACGCAGGUGUGCCGCAGCGUCUCCACCGGCCAGUACUGGUUCUACUGGGGCCACCAUUGCGGGGAGUUCUUCACCUGCCAGGUCGACGCCUUCCCCAAUCCGCAUUACGACUUCCGCAGCUUCGACGACAUCGGCCACGCGAUGCUGUCCGUCUUUCAGAUCAUGACCUUCCAGGACUGGAGCGGCCUGAUGCUGGAGACGAACGACGGAGUGGCGGUGAUGGCGUUCUUGUAUUACGCCUUCACGAUUCUCAUCUGCACCUGGAUUGUUCCCUCCCUCUACCUCGGUGUCUUUCUGGAAAAGUUGGAGAAGACGAGUCGUCUCUUCGUCCUGAAGCAGCUAGACUUCUUUGAGCACAUGCUGACGGAGCAGCGCCAGCGCAUGUCAGCCAUGGUGCGCCUGCACGACUACGUGGCACGCGACGAGGACGGCCACGUCUCCCAUUAUCCGACCUACCGGCGUCGGCGCAGCAGGGAGCAGAAGCUGACGGACGAUGAUAUGCCGAGCAGCAGCUCCAUCGAGAAGACCCGCAAGAAGCCGCGCAGCAAGAAGGACCACCGUCGCGAUAUCCAAUCCACGCCGUGGACGGAUGAACAGCGACUGCAGCUCCAGCUGGCGCUUACUCGCCAGCGCGACGUCGCCGAGGCCGCAGAGCGCCGGCGCCGGCUGCAGGAAGCUACCCUGGGCGAUUUGAUCAUGGGGGAGGGCCAGGACGGCGGUGCAAACGGGCGUCGCCGCCGCCGCACCAGCAGCACGGCGGACAACGCCCAACGUCACGCCCUCGCCGCCCGCGGUGCGUCUCCGCAAGCAGCAAAAGGGCGCGAUGACUUCGCAUUGGGCGGCCACGUGGGCGCCGUGCAGCACCACCCCGCCGCCUUCGCCAUCGGUGCCUCCCACCAGUCAGACCUUCCGUUUGCGGUGCGGCAGGAGGUGCAGGCGGAGCAGCUGCGCUUCUUGGACCCCUACACAAACAACGGCAGCUCGGCCAAGAACGACAUGUACAACUCCACCGCCGGCUCGCGCGCGAACGGGAACAACGGCAGCGGGAUCCUCAACAACAGUAACGGGGAGUCAGGGGAGGGUGCUGCCAUGACCCGAGGGAGCAGCCGAGCGGCAAGCAGCGCACGCCCUCCGCUGGGAUCGGACAAGCGCGCGCAGAGCGUGCUGAUGGCACGCGAGACGGCCGGUGUGGUGCCGCACCGACGUUCCAUGUCCGUUCGUGGUGCCAUGUCUCGCACCUCCAGCAUGAGCGGCCGCGGCUCGGUCAGGGGCCUCCACGCCUCGAUGGUGCAGCAGCCGGAGUCGGCGAACCGGCCGGACCAGGUGGAGAUCGUCAUCAACGACCCGGAGGGUGGCGACUUCAAGGAGGCCAAGACGUUCGUCGACAAGGUGAACAUCAUCCGCAACAUCGUCCACAUGUUCACCGAGGGCUACCCCCGCAUCAUCUCGCAGUACCUGUGGGAGCACCGAAUGAUGCAGUUCCGCUACGGCCUCUCGCCUCUGGCGUACACGAACCGGUACGAAGACGAAGCGCUGCGUCUGCUGCGGCAGCGCCGUGCACAGGAGCGCCGCGAGGAGCACGAGGAGCUGCGCCGCAUGGGAAUGGCCCACCUCAUCGACGAGGACGAGGACGAGGAGGAGCAGGCCGGCCCCGACGGGCACACGGAGAAACGGUGGAUGCGACGCGAGGGUCUGGUGGCGGGUGGCAUGUCGCCGAUCCGCAUGGCGCGCAACAUCCGCGAAAACGCGCCCAUCACCGUGUUCAAUUACAUUUGGUACUUCUUCAUCGUCGCCAACGCCGUCUUCAACGCUUCACGCUUUGACACGAUGCCGGACUACUGGGAGAUGGGCACCUUUGUGGCUGGUGUGUGCUUCUCGGUGCUCUUUAUGCUGGAGCUGCUGAUCCGCCUGCUCGCCCUCGGCCCAGGUCCGUUCUUCACCGAUCCCCUCAUCGUCGUUGAAGCAACGUUCAUGGUCAUCUCGCUCUUCCAACUCGGCUUCAGCAGGGCCAACACGACGGCCGUCUUCAACUGGGUCCGCUUCCUUCGUCUUUUUCGCGUCAUUCCCGUGCGACCCCUGCGCCGCGUUGCACGGGUGCUGCUGCACAGCUUCCCGGACAUGAUCUACGCGCUCGUCUUCUUCUCCAUGUACAUGUUCAUGUGGCUGCUGAUCGGCAUGAGCUUUUUCGGCAGCCGUAUCGGCUGGAUUGAUUACGGCACGAGUGACUAUCAGACCCGUGGCAACUUCGAGACCUUCUCGCACGCCGCGUACGCCGUCGCCCAGGCGUUCUCUGUAAACCGCGAUCAGUGGCUGUACAUGUCGUGGUCCGGCAUGCGCGUCCGAGGUGGGUACACCGUCAUGUACUUCAUCGCCACCGUCGGCGUCGCCUUCAUCUUUCGCUUCUUCUUCAUUGCCGUGAUGACCUACGCGUGGCAGGCGCAGCAGGAACAGGAGGACUACUACUUCAUGUCUGGCAGCAGCCACACUCGCCAUCAGCGCAGCCGCUUCUUCCGGCUGCCCUUCUUUGACUACAGUGUCUGGCGGUCGUUCAAGCACAUUCACGGCGGCUUCGAGCGCCGCGACGUCGCACCUGACGAGGUGUACUUUCUGAAUGAGGACAUGGCCCGGCAGUUGCGCCUGGUCGAGGCGAAGGACCACUAUUACCGCGAUCAGUACGGUCGCGACAGCAGCGGAUGGGCGUACACGGAGGACUACGACCCCGACCGGGACGGGGAGGCGUACGGCCCAGACAGCGCGCUGUUGGACGGGCUGCAGUACGUGAACAUCGGCGGCCGCCUCUACCGCCAGCCCAGCCUGCCCGCAACGGAGAUGGGCUACAGCGAGGGCGGCCUGCCACAGCACCAUGGCCAGCAACGCUUUGCUCGCCACUACCACGCCGUCCCGGCGACCACCUACGCUACGGCAAAUACGCAGCAGCAGCAGCAGCAACAACAAUUGCUGGACGACGUGGACGGCAGUCGUGGGAUCGUGAACCCCCUACUCGCCAGCCGCCACAGUCUCUCCCCGGCGCGCCAGCGUGGCUCGGUGAUCGACCCGUACGCCAGCCGCGUCGCCGACUCGUUGGCGGAGGAGCGCACCAACAACGUUAACAUCAGCCUCGCACCGCGUUUGACGAGGCUCGGCAACUCGCGCGUUGUCGGCGCCGCCCCCGACCAGCGCAACGCUGGCGACGCGGAGGAAGAGGAGGAAAUGCGGGAGAUGAACGAGCUUGACGUGGCGGACUUCGAGCACCUGCUGCUGCCGGGUCCCCGCCUGCGUUACAGCAGCCGCGUCGAGGACGAUGGUCGCCGCGUGUUUGAGACGUGCCUGGACUGCAACACGCACAUGCAGAUGCCACUGCGUGCACCGCCAGGCGUUGCUCAACGCACCCCAGAGGAGCUGCACGCCGAGCACUGCCACAUGGCCGCCGUACGCAGCUCGCAGCAGCUGGUGCUGAACGCACUGAUCGGCUACGCCCGCAUGCAGGCCGACCACGAGGUGACGCCGACGAAGCGGAUGGUGGAAAUUGUGCUGGGACAGGCGUGGAGCUGCGGGAUGCUGCUCUUCGACACAAUAGAGAGCCUCUCCUGCAUGGACUUGCCGGAGCGGGAGCGCUCGUGGGACCGCACGCUGGAGGCACUGGAGCUGCAGCAGUGGCUGCUCGGCCUGCACGUCGGCGAGGAGCAAGUCGGCCGUGCCACCCUCGCCUACAUCCUGGCGCACCAGAAGAAGCAGGAGGAGCAGGUGCAGGAGCGGCAGUACAAGGAGACGUGGCAGGAUCACACCUUCUUUGUGCUGUCCUCUUCCAACCCCUUCCGCCGCGCCGUUACGGCGAUAGCGAACUCGAUCUGGUUUGAGGCGAUCAGCUUAAUCGUCAUCUACGCCGCGUCCAUCUGCCUCGCCGUGUACGCACCAGCGGACGGCAACCGAGACUUUGGUGGCAGCUUCAACAGCGGCAAGUACAAGGCACUGCACGUCCUCGACGACAUCUUCUCCGUGAUCUUCGCAGUGGAGAUGGUGCUGAAGUGGAUCAGCAUGGGGGUCGUUCUGCCGCUCCGCCGCGCCUACUUCUGGCAUCUGUGGAAUAUCUUCGACUGCUUCAUCGUGGUUAUCUCGCUCGUCUCGUGGGGCAAGUCAGACAUCUUCCUGCGCUACCUGAAGGUGAUGCGCUGCUUCCGCAUUUUGGGUCCGCUGCGCUACUGGCGGUGGGGCAGCAGCAGCAUGUCCCUCGUCGCCCGCACACUGUGGGACAGCAUCCCGACCUUGGCCAACGUGUGCUUGCUGAUGCUGAUGAACUACAUUGUGUGGGCCAUCCUCUUCGUGUCGAUGUUCAUGAACAAGAUGAACUACUGCACUGACGCGUCCAUCGUGAACCGCACGCAGUGUCUGGAGGAGAACCACCGGUGGGUGCCGGCGCAGCGCAACUUCCGCAACUUCUACGAGAGCCUGCUCACAACGGUGGAGAUCAGCACCGGCGCAGAGUGGUUGGACGUGAUGUACAGCGCGGUCGACUCGCGCUCUCCGGUGAUGCCGCCGCUGCGCAACCGCCACCCCUACCUGGGUCUGGUGUUCAUCGCGUACUACUACCUCUCGCAUUUCGUCCUCUUCACGCUGUUCAUCUCCGCCCUCAUUUACUGUUACAUGCUGGCGAAGAGCGCUACCGAGGACGCGGCCGGCACGACGGUGGAGCAUCAGAUGUGGCUGCGCAUGCAGGGCAUGAUUCUGCGUCUGAAGCCCAAGGCGCGCCUGCUGCCCAUGAACAACCCCUUCUCCCGUUUCAUUCACUUCAUCGUCGCGAACCGCUGGUUUGAGGGCUUUAUGGGGCUCGUUUUGCUCUUCAAUAUGGUGACGAUGGCGCUGCAGUGGUAUCACAUGAACCACACGCAGCGGGUUACCUUGGACGUUUUCCAGUACGUCUUCAGCGGCUUCUUCACUCUUGAGGUCAUUCUCCGCCUCGUCGCGCACGGACCCCGCUUCUUCACGCGCUGGGCCUACUGCUGGGACCUCCUGAUUUGCAUUCUCUCCUACAUCCAGAUCGGCCUCAACACGACCCACACCCACCAGGUCCCCUUCAACGUGAACGUGCUGCGUGUGCUGCGCGUGGGGCGCAUUGUCCACCUCCUCCGCAUUGGUCUGCCCUUCUCGACGCACUUCACGCUCUUCCACGAGGUGCUGAAGACUUCUGUCCCGGGGCUGGUCAGCGUCACCUUCAUCUACAUGAUCGCCGUGUACGUCUUUGCGAUUCUGGGCCUGCACUUCCUCGGCUACAUCGUACCCUACAGCGGCAAUUACAUCGACAGCACCUACAACAACUUCGCCACCUUUGUGAACUCGUUGAUAAUGGUCUUCCGCCUCUCGACGCUACAGGACUGGGCAACGAUGCUGCGCGCGAGCAUGGACCACGGCGACUACUGCUCUCGGGCCAGCAAGCGCUGCGGACCGACAGACUGGGCACCGGUCUACUACAUCCCCAUCGUCAUCUGCUUCUUUUUGAUGCUCAGCACCAUGUACAUGGCUGUCAUCCUUGACAAGUACAUCGCCGCCGUGCGCAUGCAUUCCGCCGUGACCCGGCUCGAUGAUCUGCGCCGCUUCUGCGAGCUCUGGUCGAGGCGAGACCCCAACGGCACGAUGUGGCUGGCGUCAUCGGCGCUGCCGGAGCUGCUCGAGGAGCUGCGUCUGCCACUGGGCGUUGGCGACCGCCACAACCGCGUCGCGGUGAUGCAGCUGCUGCGGGAGUACAACAUCCCCGACCACAACGGCCGCGUCUACUACUACGAAGUGUUGAUGCCGCUGGCACGACGUGUCAUGGCGAUGGCCUUCAACGAGGCGCAGGACGCGCAGACCACCGGCGGCCAGGUGCCAAGCGAGGUCGCGUGGCGCCUGUCAGAGCGCUCCCUUGGCGCGCUGCCGGCCUCCUUCGCCAAGAUGGAGCCGAGCUCGGUGACGGUGGCGGACCAAUACGCCGCGACAUUGGUGCAAGCGGCCUACCGCCGUGACCGGGCGAUGCGCAACUACUACAUCGCCAAGUCGGAGCUGUGGCGUCUUGGCCGGCAGGCCUGCGAUGCGCAGGGCGUUCCUUACGCGGGCUACGGCUUUGGCAAGACAUCCCUCGCCGGCCCGGACCCGCGCGAAGAGGGGCAGCGACGCGGCUUCUACGUGCCGAAGGACGCCACUCUGGCGAACUCAGGGGCGGACCGCACCUACGCCGAUCCGGUUGCGGCACGCAUUGCAGCGAUGCGGGAGUCACUGGCGGCGCAGAGGCGUGCGGGCGAGCAGGAGCCGUCGACGCUGCUGCCGGCGGUGUACCGCUCCGCCAUCUUACCGGAGGAGAAGCGCUUCGGCCCUGAUGCCCCGGACGCCAUCCGCCGUCACGAACGUCGCGAUGCGAAGCUCGAACGAAAGCGGGCGCAGGAGGCGCAGGAGCGAGAGCACUACGAGCGCAGCCACACCAAUAGCCCCGCGCGUGCCUUCCACGACCGUCGCGUCGACGACGACGACGACGACGGUGCAGGCAGCUUGACCGCCGAGGGCGCAGAUGCGGACGUGGACCUCGACACGGACGCGCCGUACCGCGAGGGCACCUUAGAGUCGCAGUCGCCGGCGCAAGACAGUCAGUACCUCUUAGAUCCGAUGAAUGCUAACUAUCAGCCCCCGCUCGGCACGAACCCAGAGGAGCUGCGGCAGGAGGAACUCGACCGCCGCCUGCACGCUGCCGCUGCUGCUGCGUCGGUGUCGCCUUCUGCGUACAAAGAUGUCACAUCUAUAGGGUACAACCCAGAGUAG
Messenger RNA from Leptomonas pyrrhocoris, 9200 nucleotides. Its product is annotated as putative mitochondrial calcium channel protein, putative,ion transporter. Lineage: Eukaryota; Euglenozoa; Kinetoplastea; Trypanosomatida; Trypanosomatidae. The record is from RefSeq and is a predicted model, not a curated record. Gene Ontology annotation, cellular component: voltage-gated sodium channel complex; plasma membrane. The transcript has a single exon. Bases 816 to 9200 code for a protein of 2794 amino acids. Gene Ontology annotation, molecular function: voltage-gated sodium channel activity. Gene Ontology annotation, biological process: transmembrane transport; monoatomic ion transport.